AGACCUGGAAGAAAGACUUUGUCUUGGAGCUAACUCCUGAGCAUUUUUGAGAUCAUUCAUCAUGAAGUAUGUAGUACAGGAAUGGCUCAGAGUAACUAUCUUGCUAUUCAUAGCUCAAGCAGUUUCUGCAAUGAUUCUUCCCAAUGCCACGAUCUUAGAGGAACUUUUGGAAAAGUACAUGGAUGAAGAUGGUGAGUGGUGGAUCGCCAAGCAGAGAGGGAAAAGGGCUAUCACAGACAGUGAUAUGCAAAGUAUCUUGGAUCUUCAUAAUAAGUUACGGGGUCAGGUGUAUCCACCAGCUUCCAAUAUGGAAUAUAUGUCAUGGGACACAGAACUGGAGAGAUCUGCAGAGUCAUGGGCUGAAACCUGUCUAUGGGAGCAUGGACCAGCAAACCUUCUUCCAUCAAUUGGACAGAAUUUGGGGGCACACUGGGGAAGGUACAGACCUCCAACAUUUCAUGUCCAAGCAUGGUAUGAUGAAGUGAGAGAUUUCACAUAUCCUUAUCCUCAUGAAUGCAAUCCAUAUUGUCCAUACAGAUGCUCUGGUCCUGUUUGUACACAUUACACACAGGUUGUUUGGGCUACAAGUAGCAGAAUUGGUUGUGCAAUUAAUUUGUGUCAUAACAUGAACAUCUGGGGACAGAUUUGGCCAAAAGCAGUCUAUCUUGUAUGCAAUUAUUCUCCUAAGGGUAAUUGGUGGGGUCAUGCUCCUUAUAAACCUGGUCGCCCUUGUUCUGCAUGUCCCCCUAGUUUUGGAGGAGGUUGUAGAGAAAAUCUUUGUUACAGAGAGGAUUCAGAAAGACCUUAUUCUCCCCAUGAACCAGAAGAGGAAACCAAUGAGAUUGAACGUCAACGAUCCAAAGCCCAGGAUGCAACAGCGCAAAGCUGGCCAAGAACGCAUUCACCUUCGACCUCCACAGGCACUGAUGACAGUGAGAAAAAUGAAGUAAUAAGCACACAGCAAAUGUCUCAGAUUGUCUCAUGUGAAGUAAGGCUAAGAGAUCAGUGCAAAGGAACAACUUGCAAUAGGUAUGAAUGUCCUGCUGGCUGUUUGGAUAGCAAAGCCAAAGUUAUUGGAAGUGUACAUUAUGAAAUGCAAUCCAGUAUUUGUAAAGCUGCCAUACAUUAUGGCAUCCUAGACAAUGAAGGUGGUUGGGUUGAUGUCACUAGGCAAGGGAGGAAAAACUACUUUAUCAAGUCUUACAGAAAUGGCAUUCAGUCAAUUGGGAAAUACCAGUCAGCUAAUUCCUUCACUGUCUCUAAAGUAACAGUUCAGGCUAUUACCUGUGAAACAACAGUGGAACAACUGUGUCCAUUUCAAAAACCAGCCUCACACUGUCCAAGGGUGUAUUGUCCUCACAACUGUAUGCAGGCAAAUCCACACUACGCUCGUGUCAUUGGUACACGAAUUUAUUCUGAUAUAUCCAGUAUCUGCAGAGCAGCACUACAUGCUGGUGUAGUCCGUAACCAGGGCGGUUAUGUUGAUGUUAUGCCAGUAGACAAAAGAAAGAUGUACGUUGCUUCCUUUCAAAAUGGAAUAUAUUCAGAAAGUUUACAGAAUCCUCCAGGAAGCAAGGCAUUCAGAGUAUUUGCUGUUGUUUGAAUCUAGCAAGUAAAAUGUAAAACAGGCAAGUGAAACCAGAGCACUUGGAAAAGAGUAAUACAGGCCAUUUCUUAUAAUUCCUAAAAUUUGUAUAAAGCUGUAACAUUAUUGUACAGAAGAUGUAUACUGCUUUCCACCAAAAAGUUUAAAUUACAUAUAUAUCUUAAUGAAAAAAAAUCUGUAAAAAUAAACAUGGGAGAAAAAUGCAUAUGAAAAUCUAUAAUGAUAUAUAACACUACUUUGAAUCCUGUGUUAAAUAUUGCUAUAUUUUCUUAGCAGUUACUCUUUUACAGUUAAUUCAAAACUCCUAAAUGUUCUUUGUUUUCCUCAUCUGAAUAUAUUAUUGUAUGGUGCUUUAUAUAUGCCACUAACAGUAACCUUUAAACUAUAUCAUAGGGAGGCCUGAGUUUUUAUUUUCAGUGUACAGAAAAGAAGCCAUCCCAAUAUUCUGAUAAAAUAAAUCAUGCCUUAAAGUAAAAUAAAAACAUAUAUAACUUUUUGAUGAUUUACAGUAGCAUUAGCCAUGCAAGCAUAAAUGAAGAGCUAGAUUGUUCUCAAUUUCACACUAAUCAUAACAAGUCCAAAUACCUAUUUUGAAAUAAAAUGGAAGAUAUAAAAUAUGGGAAGCUCUGGGUCAUAUUAGCAUGUUUUCCUCUAAAAAAAAUAUUUCUAAGACACAUUCAUCUCUAUUAUUUCUUAAAUAGGUUGAUAAAAUAUUUAUUGGAUGCUGCUAAGCUCUUUAAUUCAAAUAAGCAAUUCAUUAUGGCCCAGUCUUUCACAAAUAUUCCACUGUCUUGGGAUGGUUGAGUGAGAGACAGACACAUAUGAUAUUGAAGGAUCUGAUAAAAUUUUUAUAUUGAGAAGUGUAGUAACCUGAAAUUAAGGAAUAAGCCUGCAGUUCUGCAAUGCAGUUCUGCACAUCCACAUAUAUAUUUUUGCCAUGUCACUCCUUCAAUUUACCUAAAUUGUGUUUCAGAAAAAAUGUAGACUUGUACACAUACAUAAAAAUUUGCAAGCUUGUGGCCUUGAGUUUUACAUGUUGUCAAUAUACAUCGAUAUGAGGGUAAAUGUUCAAAAAAACCAAAGAAAAUAAUAACAAAGGCUAACCUUGCUCCCCAUGACCUGGCAAAUAUUCCUGCAGGCCAGGAAGUAUAGUGGUAGGAAGCCCAAUGACAAUUAUGUCAUUCGUUGCUUCACCAUUUAAAAAAAUUCAUUUAUGGUGAACAGCUUGGUGGAUUAAUUUUACCAUAUUAUGGUAUAUAAAGAACAUGUAGUGGUGUUACUAUGUUUCUUUCUAUGAAAAGUGUAUUGGUGCUUUAAGACUGAAAAGCUGUUAAACUUUAUUUUUGGUGUAUUUUCUUUCUGAUUUUGAAUUUCACUGCAACUUGUAAACUUAUUCAUACUCUUCAUAUUUCAGAAUACGAUAUUCUGCCUUCUCUUUUGCUACAUGUACUACCUCAUGUAGUUAGACAAGCUUUGUUAGUUUUUUUUAAUCUGUUUUGAAUAAAAAUAAU
Molecule: messenger RNA, 3117 nt
Organism: Neopelma chrysocephalum (saffron-crested tyrant-manakin)
Lineage: Eukaryota; Metazoa; Chordata; Aves; Passeriformes; Pipridae
Gene: CRISPLD1
Product: cysteine rich secretory protein LCCL domain containing 1
Exons: 14
Coding region: 62-1603 (513 amino acids)
Cellular component (GO): extracellular region
Source: RefSeq, a predicted model, not a curated record